AUGAUCUACGAACUUCGUAUCUAUACCACCAUCCCAGGUCGGAUGCCGAAUCUGCUCUCCAGGUUCGAGAACCAUACGCUGAAGAUCUGGGAGAAGCAUGGCAUUAAGCAAGUUGGGUUCUGGAACACUCUAGUCGGACCCGACGCCAACGACCUGACUUAUAUGCUCGCCUGGGAGUCUUUGGCUGAUCGAGAGAAGAAGUGGAACGCCUUCUUCAGUGACCCAGAAUGGGUCGAGGCUAGAGCGAACAGCGAGAAGGACGGACCGAUCAACGCAAAGGUCUCUUCGAGCUUCUUGACUCCGACAAAGUUCUCAGCUAUCCAGUAG
Saxophila tyrrhenica is the source of this 327-nucleotide messenger RNA. RefSeq lists its product as uncharacterized. NCBI's taxonomy places the organism in Eukaryota, Fungi, Ascomycota, Dothideomycetes, Mycosphaerellales, Extremaceae. The transcript has 3 exons. The record is from RefSeq and is a predicted model, not a curated record. Bases 1 to 327 code for a protein of 108 amino acids.